AUGAUAGAUGGAAUUUUUGCUCCACAAGAAGCUGAAGAAAUUAAGAAUAUUCCGUUAGCUAGAAAAGAAACGGAAGACUCUUUAUUUUGGCCGUUGGAGAAUGAUGGGAGGUAUACUUGUAAGAUGGGUUAUCGGUUUUUGAAGGAAGAUGAAGUUGGUCAUCAGGUGGUUGUGCAGCAAGAUCAUGAGAAAGGGCUUUGGAAGAAAAUUUGGGCUCUUGAAUGCCCAAAUAAAGUUAGAAACUUAAUUUGGAGAGCUUGCCAUAAUUCCCUCCCUUCGAAGUGCAAUCUAUUCCGGAGGAGAAUUAUUUCAGAACAAUGUUGUGAUCGUUGCAAGGCAGAAAAUGAAGACGCUGUACACGCUUUGUGGAGUUGCAAAAUGUUGGACGGCGUUUGGGGUACGAGUAAUUCAUGGAAUUUCCGGAACCAACAAGACUUUACAAGUUUCAGUGAGCUCAUGGCCUGGAUUUUCGAUCAUCAAAGGAACCCAGCACUGUUCGCAUUCACCGUUUGGUCCAUCUGGCAUCAGAGAAACCAGUCACGGACUCAGUCAUCCCAUCGACCUCUGAACCUCAUUUCACAGUGGGCUCACGACAACUGGGCAGAAUUUAAGGCGUUGAAAAUGGCUCCAGCUCCGAGUAGACCAACGAGAAGAACACGAUGGAAACCUCCAGUCCAGGAAAUGAUGAAAAUAAAUUUCGAUGGUGCCAUUUUUGCUGAGGAAAAGAGCUCUGGUUUGGGUGUUAUUAUUCGGGACAGGAAGGGUCUCGUUAUUGCAUCUAUGGCCACUCGGAUUCCUCAACAGCUCCGGCCGGUGGAGAUUGAAGCUCUGGCUGCUAGCAAAGCUCUUGAGUUUGCUAGAUAG
Messenger RNA from Quercus lobata, 864 nucleotides. RefSeq lists its product as uncharacterized. Gene Ontology annotation, molecular function: nucleic acid binding; RNA-DNA hybrid ribonuclease activity. The transcript has a single exon. The coding region runs from base 1 to 864 and encodes 287 amino acids. Lineage: Eukaryota; Viridiplantae; Streptophyta; Magnoliopsida; Fagales; Fagaceae. The record is from RefSeq and is a predicted model, not a curated record.